GGUAUACGUCAUCCUCCUCGUCUUCAUCAGCAUGAGGGGCGACAUCAGAUGUAGCUGCGUGUCAGGUCGUCGAUAACUCAAAUCACCCUGAGUGUCAAACUUCAACCUGAACCUUCAUCAUUGGAACCAUGACAUCAUCCCUGAGAGAGAAGCUGCAGGGACUCCCCCUAGCUUCCCUCCUGUGCUCCUGCAUCAUUCAAAAAGCGCCCGAUACCAGCGCUGAGAAGGAAGGCACGGUGGACCUGAAGCUGGGCGCCAUUCAUCACCUGGAGCCCGGCGAACACGCAAGCGGCCGGGCCUUCCGUGUGGUCCUGGAGCCGCCCGGUUUCGGCGGAGGGCCCGGUCAAGGCACACAGGAUGCCUGCCGACAGAUUGUGUGUCGGGAGGCGGAGCUUUUGGAACCAGGGAGGGAAGACCGGCGCUGCGUGGUCAACGACCGGCUCAACAGUGACGUCCGAAACAUGACAGAGGUUUCUUGACGGACGACCUGAUUGUGAGAGCGGCCCACCUUCGUCUGGAGCCACUCUGGGAGAGUUUUUAAAGGAGAGGCCCACAUGAUCAGGCUUCAUUUGGGCGGGACGGAGAGGACGUCACCAGCGCCUGUAAAUAAAGAUGCGACAAGGGACACCUGUGAUGUCACGUGCCACGUCAUGUUGAAUAAUGCCUCUCCUUGGACCUGUUUCAUGCCUGUAGAGGUCCUCAGAUUGACUUUUCAGUCACAGUGGCGCACUUUUUCCAACUCUGGGAGACUUCUGAUCAUUUGGUUUUCGUGCCAUCACGAGUAAGACAUUUCAGUUUGCUCGUACAGCAAUUGUGUCUUCCUAGUUACCUUUUUUUCCCCCACUAUUACAUUUCAGCUGUUGGCAAAGUUACGACUUUGGAAAAUUCAACUGCUUACUUUAGUGAUCAUUUCAAUGGCAAGAAUGGACACUUAUGUCAAUGCUUGAUUGUUUUUCUUUGAGGUAAAAAAAAAAAAAAAAGAGGCCAGUGAUCUGCUUAAGAGACUUUGGACUUGAAUUUCUAGGCUGCAUACAGACAUUUGGCUUUUAUGAUUCUACCAAAUGCAAGAAUAGACUAUUCCUUCACCAGCUGUAAUCUUGUUAUUCUUUAGUUAUCAACAUGCUUUGUGUUUUUUGUUGGUAUUAGACAUGUGCCGAUUACCGGUUUCAAGGUAUACCAUUGUAUGAAAACGUCAAGGUUUCAAAACUGCCAAAACUUUCCGUCAUACCGUCCCUAUGGUAUUAGCUAUUUUUUAUGUCCCAAAAACGCAUGCAGAAAUGCCUUGCUUGCAGCUGUAAGGCUCAACCCUCUCCCAUUGGUUGUUGCUCAGUGUCAGUAAAUCAGCUGUGCUACACGAUCGCUGGAGGAGGUGAAACUCCUGAACUCUUUCCCCCAUCGAGGAAAACGAAGUCGCUGGUAUGGGAAUACCUAAGCUACAGAAAAGUUACAGAUGGCAGCGGAUUAGAGGACUGCAGAGGAGGCAAUACCUCCAAUAUGAUUUUGCAUUUAUAAAAAAUUAAAGGUUAGUAAACAUUGUCAUGAAUGGUUCCCACAAGCUACAAAGAUUAAAUCUAACAUGUUUAGUGUGUUUAGCGGUGGUAAAACGUUUUUUUUUCUCUCUGGCAACUGUCUGUGUUGAGAAAUAGAGUGUGUUUAUAAUGUAAACAUGAUACAUGUAAUUCACACGUGCUUAUUAUGGAAAAAUAUUAAAUUAUUUUUGUUAUGAUGGUAAUAAUGUUGAGCUGUGGCUGUGGGUUAAGGCUCAUCUAAAGGACUGCAUUUAUUUUAAUUUAUAUUUUGUUAUUAAUUAAUUAUUUUAAUUUAACAUUAUAGUUAUGUUCCAAUUUGCUGAUAUGUUUUGAACAAUAAAACUCCUG
Molecule: messenger RNA, 1877 nt
Organism: Corythoichthys intestinalis (scribbled pipefish)
Lineage: Eukaryota; Metazoa; Chordata; Actinopteri; Syngnathiformes; Syngnathidae
Product: stathmin-4-like
Exons: 5
Coding region: 129-479 (116 amino acids)
Source: RefSeq, a predicted model, not a curated record